Acanthaster planci (crown-of-thorns starfish) is the source of this 2892-nucleotide messenger RNA. Its product is annotated as cytochrome P450 2J4-like. Lineage: Eukaryota; Metazoa; Echinodermata; Asteroidea; Valvatida; Acanthasteridae. Gene Ontology annotation, molecular function: heme binding; iron ion binding; monooxygenase activity. The record is from RefSeq and is a predicted model, not a curated record.
AUGGAAUGUUUGCUCUGGUAUUUAGAAAUAAGGAACAAAGCAAUGCGUCCAUGGGGCCGGGCACCAGUAGGAAGGUCUGAAUAUAGUCGCAGGGUGACAUACUGACAGUGAAACAGUGACGCCCUAUUCAAAUUUGCUCAGUCGGGGAUUUUGUUUUGUUCCGCGUCUGGUGACAUAAUACUUGAGCAGCGGGCUGAUAAGCGCUAUCACUGGAUAAAAAUAGAUCAGGAUCAAGGGGUGACGGCCAGCUUUCGUGACAGAGCAUAUGGAAGUUGCAUAAGAAUCUGCUGAACGUAACCGUUCAAUCGCGGCCCAACUCUGUUGCAUACGGACACUGGUUGAAUUUUGUGGCACUGGCCCUACCAGACGAGCCACUUGGUAAAGAAAUUAGGCAAGGGUACGUCUGAUCCAUCAGCAAUAGUGGAAAACAUGGCCCAUAUUCAGGAAGCACUGUGGUUCCUGGACGUCCGCACGGUGUUACUGUGUUUGGUUGUGCUCCUGGUUCUUCGCUGGUUCUUUGGGCGACCUAAAAAUCUCCCUCCUGGUCCCUGGGGAUUUCCAAUCAUCGGUUCCAUUCCGGCUGUUGUACGUGAAAUACGACGCGGUGUGCAGCCGCACGAUAUCUUCAUGAGGUACGCCGCCAAGUACGGGCCCGUGUUUCAUCUGAAGGUUUUCAACACGACGGUUGUGGUCCUCAAUGACUAUGCAUGCAUGAAGGAAGCCUUUCAGCAUCCCCAGCUGAACCACAGACCCGAGAUGCUUUUUGCUGAACUCCUCGGAAGUGAAGCUGUUGGAACGGCCUCUGGUGAAAGAUGGAUCGAGCUUCGUCGGUUCUGCCUAACCGUUCUCAGGAGCUUUGGAGUGGGUAAAACAAGUUUCGAGGAGAAGAUCGGAGAGGAAGCUGAGGCACUAAUGAAGGAGAUGUCUGAUUUCAACGGGGAACCGUUUAACCCCAAACCUCUCCUCAGCAACGCGGCUUCUAACAUCAUCUGCUCCGUAAUUUUCGGGAAACGUUACGAGUACAGCGACAAAGAGUUUAAGAAACUCCUGUCUCUACUUGGAGAGAAUGGGAGAUUACUUGGAGCUGGGGGUGUUUUCAUUUUCUUCCCAGCGUUGCGCAAUCUGCCCUUUCUAUCGUCGAACCAACUGGAUUUAAAUAUGCAACAAAUUCGAAAGUUCUUAACGACCAUCGUCGACAAUCAUCGUGCUGCCUUCGACGCCGACAAUCUGGACGAUUUCACAGAUGUUUUCCUCAAGGAAAUUAAGGACAAUGAAGCAAAAGACAAAGUUGGCGUCAAGCACGGUCAUCUUACUGAAAAAAGUUUUGUUGGAACCGUAGGGAAUCUCUUCGCGGCAGGAACGGAGACCACUUCUACAACGCUCCAGUGGGCUCUCCUCUACAUGGUUGUCUAUCCCAAGAUCCAGCAGCGAGUUCAAGCUGAGAUCGACGACGUGGUCGGUCGCAACCGCCUGCCCAGGAUGGCGGACAAAUCGGAACUGAAUUUCACUCGAGCGGUUAUCUGGGAGGUUCAGCGACUGACUAUUGUCGCUCCUUUGGGUGUUGCACACGCUGCCGCUUCUGAUGCUAAGUUGAGGAAUUUUAUGAUUCCUAAAGGUGCCUUGCUGGUCCCAAACCUAUGGGCAGUCGCUCGAGACCCAAACGUCUGGCAAGAACCAGAUGAAUUCAAACCCGAGAGAUUCCUAAACGACAAGGGAGAGGCUGUUCAAGUAGAUGAGCUGAUACCGUUCAGCGUCGGUCGUCGUAGCUGCAUCGGUGAACACCUGGCGAAAAUGACACUGCUGAUCUUCUUCAGCUACUUCAUGCAUCAGUUUACGUUCAAGAAACCAGAGGACUCUCCUCCACUGUCUUUGAAGGGAAGAGGCGGGUUCUCAAACUCGCCUCAUGUAUUUAACAUCUGCGCUUUUAAGCGAGAUUAAAGGUAACCGAGAAAAGGCCUUUUUGCAUAUCAAAGCAACUUGAUUUAAGGACUAGGUAAAAGUAAGGGGCAUAACCAGGGAUUUUUUCAGUGGUGGGGGUCGGGGCAGUCAGAUUUUUUAUAGGUUGUGCAAUAGAUUAUGUGCUGAUUGACAUAUAUAUAGAUUUUCCCGGCCGCAUUCGUCAUCUUAGCACAUCCGGAUUUUUCUCUAGAGCUCCACUUUCGAGACUGUGACCACGGAGACAUUCGAGGAGUUGCCGACACUUUGUAUCAGAAUCAGAUGCAUUGUUCCCAAGAGAUGACCCCACAGAGCUUUAUCAAGAUACUGCCAUGUCUGUCUUGUUCCCUGUAGACCCAUUGGUACUAGUAACACAGCCUUGAAGUUGCCUUGAAUGGUAAAAAAGCAAGUUGGCUGCCCCAUGAUAAAGGCCUGUAUGCCUAAUUUACUACACCGCGCGCUUGGCUUCACUCUAUGAGUCAAACCAAGGUUGCGUUUCCACUGUUGUAGUUUCGAUAAGCUGCCUGCCUGUUUUCGACUCGAUGUUUCCAAGCAGGCAUCGCCUAAAUCCUCUUCACUGCAGUCUAGAAGGCCGAUGGACCAUCGAUGUCACGUUCAUAAAUGGUGAAACGGUCCAAUCGGCCUUCUCCUUCAAAAUGCACAAAGGGUUGCAAUCACUCCCAGACCUACAUGCUCAGAUGUCUGGCCCGCCAAGAAGUUGACUGCUGAACAUUUAAUUCGUGAUACAGAGAUAUACUGCUUUUAACAAGGCACUAUUUGAGUAAAUAUUAAAAAAAAAUUAAAAAGGGCGGAUAACGAUUAAUUAAUGUUUAUUUUGAAUGUUAGUGCUUUUCGUUUUUUUAUUCUCAACAUGAAUCGUUAUGAAAAUAAAGAAUAACAGCAAAAUAAACCAUAAACACAGAAAAAUAAUACAUGUAUGAAUGGUUAAAGUUAAGA